AUGGAUGCCAGCAAGAGUGGCCUUCCAGUACUGAUUAAAAUACCAUUAGUUGGAGACAGACCACUUGUCAGGGCAAGGCACACACUGCAGAUCCUGCUCCUGCUGAGAUUCACUGGCAUUCUUAUCUUUGGAGAUUUUCUGGGAUUUUGUGUGAUUCUUCUUAGAAAUGGACAACUCUGUUCAUCAAACAACACGUUGCUUCACUCCUACAGACUCGCCACAUGCUCACUGCCAUGUGCCAAAGGAUGUGGACAGCAGAGCGCUGGGCAGCACAGCAGAGCUCUGUGGCUCCUCAGGAAGCCCUCAUCAGCCUUACCAGGUUUAUAUGGGGACCAACUCUUGAAUCACAGGGAAAAUGUUGAAACCAUGGGACAGGUGUCUGUCACCCAGCAAGAAGGACAAGUCACCGUGGAGCAGGGAAACACCUUCCAGACCAAUUGCACAUACCAGAGCUCCGGCUUUAAUGGUUUGUUCUGGUACCAGCAGAAGAAGGGACAAGCCCCUCAGCUGAUUUCUUCUCAAGCAGGAAAGGGCACCAAGCAGAAGGACCGUUUCACCACGGAGCUGAACACUGACGAGAAACACAGUGUUCUGCGGCUGAAGGAAGUUGAGCUCUCUGACAGCGCCUUGUACCUCUGUGCUGUGAGUGACACCCUGGUGCAGUGAGCUACCCUGGCUGAGCAACAACCCCGGAUGGGGAGGGGAUGUGUCUCUGCAAGGAAGAGCUCUGGGAUGGGGCCCUCAGCUCUCCCCUGGCUGCACUGCUUCCCCUGUUCACUCCAAGAUCUGACAGCCAGAUCCUCUUUCUCAAACAGGCUGGUGUCUGUGGCUGUGCAGAGAUGGCUGACCCUGACUGGCUGACCUGGACCGCAGGGCUCUACUUUCCUCUCUUCCCGGUCUGACAGAAUAGGGCAGAGCCUGCUGGGAAAUAAGACUCCCCUAGGGGCUGGCUCUCAGCUCCUCAGGCCCAGGGUGAGUAAAUUCCUGCCAGCCCAUGAUAAAACAGCUUGCUUCAAGCCCUGGCCAGCCAAGCCCAGAGACCCCUAGAAGUAGUUCUGACAGAGAUUUGCAGGGUUCUUCUCUCUCUUCAGUGAGUCAGUCAAUAAACUGGAUUUGCAUCCCAGCCACCAGGUUUUCUCCAGACCUUCAGCCAGUUCAUGUCCAAAGCCUGUGCCUAAGGGACAGAACAAAUAGAGCAGCCCUUAGUGCCAAAGGCCCAAGAGCUCUCCAUGUUCAUCACCGUAAGCAAUCAGAGCAAGAGAUAAAUGAAGACCUACAGCCCACUGAGUUCGUUGACGUCUCCUCAGGGGAGCUGGAGGCAUGUGUGAUCAUCCUCAGCCCCUGCACAGGGAGCAGUGUCAUAAUGACCAGCUCCUGCGGCAGUGGGGCAUUGCAUGUCUGGGACAAGCUGGGUGUCCUGCAGGCUGCAAAUGCCGAGACCUGGCAGGAGAAACGAGGCUGUGCUGAUGAAGCUUCCUCCAUCUCACAAAGCAUGCUGAAUGUGGUGUUUUGAUGUCCUCAGACUUGAGGAAACUCUUUUGUCUGCUUGCAAGAGCAAGAAGCAAAGCAACCCGGAGAAAGAAAAGCUUGGCCCAGGCAGCUCCCAGCAGGGGGCAGCCAUGGGCCCUCUUUCCUCUGUGCUCUCGGGGAAGGCAGCACCAGGCUCAGCCUUGUCUCAGCAGGGGUCUGAUCUACCCCCGGGAUCAUUGCCCCAAGGAUUCUCUGGACACAUUGAACACCUCUGCAGGAACAAUGCCUUCCCUCCUGUUCUUGUCUGGGAACAUGGCUGGAGCUGAUCUAACAGCUGUUAAAUUCCAGGUUGAGAAUCGGAAUGAUGCAAUUAAUAUUGGAAUAAAAAUGUUCCAUCAAGGAAAACAUUUAAAACUUCUUUCUCAUCAUGUUCUUCUGAGCUUUCCGUGAACCUGUUCAGAAAAAGCUGAACUGGGAAAUGUAGAGAAUAAAAAUACUUCUUAAAUUUCAUUUAUUUUUUGUUUCUUUUGCAACAUUCUGAAGCUUAAUUUCUCUUCACUUUGAUUGAAAAAACAAUCACUGGGUUGAUACUGAUGAUAGUGUAUAGCAGUGUUUCUGUUGUCUGGCUGGUAUUUUUAUGGGUUGGGACUUCUUUUACGCAGAAAAUUACUGUACAUGAUACAGCCCCGUGGGACACGAAGAAAUCUUUCACUAGCAAUGAAAAAAAAAAACAAUUUCUUUUCAAAGAUGAAAUAAAAAAUAAAAAUAAAACAUUAAUAUUUCUAAUGAAAGACAGUAAUUUGUAGCUCACUUCCAGGAGGGUCGUGAAGUGAAGAGUGGGUGGAUGGAUGCCUGGAGAAGGAUGGACAGCUGUUUGUAUGGCUGUCUCUAUGGAAGUAGAGUGUGAGGGAGAGAGGGCAGAUGGAGGGAAAAUGAGAGAUCGAGAGAGGCCAUGAGAGGCAAGGAUGAGGCUUUUUGUUGAUGUUUUCUGCUGCUCUUAUUGCAACAUGAAACCUCAGUCUGACAUCAUCCCCUUCUGAAACCUUAGAGCCAUGGCAAAGGAGAACAGGACCUUUGGGACUGAAUUCAUUCUUCUGAGCUUAACAGACCAUCCCGGCUGGCACAUCAUCCUCUUUGUCAUUACCUUCUCCUCAUCUCUCUGAAGGCUAUGGGGAAUGGCCCCCCUUUGUCACUGUGGGGAGUGACCAGCCCCCGAGUAGCCCAAUGCACUUUUUCCUCAGCCCGCUCACCUUCUUGGAGAACUUGUACUCCACCACCGUUGCUCCCCAAACACUGGAGACUUCCCAUGUCAUCAGGUGAACCAUUUGUGUUUCCAGCUGCCUGGCAUAGACAUUUUUUUCCCCUUCUCCAGGGUAUCACUGAGUUUCUCAUCUUCACAAUGUUGCUCUCCGAUUGCCACGCACGAGACAUUGCAUUACACCUCAGUCAUGAGAAAGAAACUCUGCUUCUUGCUCUCCUUCGGAGCAUGGGUGCGGAGGGAGUACCAGGAACACCAUUGUCCAUUUCUGCUCAGGUGCUGGACCUCUUCUGAGCUUGGACUGUGGGGCUAUAAUGCUGAGCAAGAUCCUUGACUAUAUCCGAACACUUUCCCUGUUCCCUUGUCUUUCACUCACCUGGAUAUCUGCACCCACAGAAUGUCUUUUCUGGAGCAUGGUGGGGUUGUGCCACCUAUGGGGCCUCUGAGUUCCAGGGCCUGAUGAAAGCUGAUCCAUGAUUGGGGAAAAGAAAGCAAGACCAAGCAGCCAUGAGGGCAUGUUUGGGCAUCAGUCCCUGUCCUGGGCCUGCCUUCAUAAAAAAGGAGUUGGGUUCACAGGGACUGGGGGCUCCAGUGUGUGGCCUGAUGUGACUGGUAGCAGUACGAACUUGGGGAUCCCCUCAGCCCUACGCAUCUUGGCAACAGCUGGGCCAUGCCAGAUGCUGUGCUGAAGGGUGAUAGGGAAGCACAGGGAAGCUCUACCUGCUCUCCAUGCGCAGACAUGAUGCCCAUGUUCAGAUGGUGGAAGAAAGGUGAAAGUGGAGUAGAGACAGAGGGCCAUCCCCAAGACAAUUAACCAUUCCCAGUUUCUGCAAUCCUUUGGGAUCAUCUUUGGCUGAGCCUCCAUCCCCAGCACAGCUCCACCCAAAGCAAGAGGAACACUCUUCCCCAAGAGCUGGGGCCUCCAAUGUCAACAGCACUUGUCUAGGUGGAGACGUCACAAGUCAAGGACUGGUAUCCAUUGGCUGUGGAAGAACUAGGCAUGUCUUCCUCAGCUUCAACAGACAGUGCCUGAAAGAUGAAUUGCUGCAGUAUGUACCACCCUCCGGUGCCUAGGGGAAUGGGGCAGUGCCCUCAACCUAUUCCCACUAAGGAAUGGUUUUCUCUCUUGGCCAUCUGUAUGCAGAGGAAAAGACCACACAGGGACACACUCAGGGUUGCUGCAAAUGUUUAUCAAGUGUCAGGAGGGAAAUGAGUUGACUCCAAGAGGAGGCCCCGAGAUCGUAGCACAGCAGGAGCAGACAAAAAAAAUCUGUUCAGCUUUUCCAAUGGCAGACUUGCAACAGGGCAUCAAUCGACCUGGCCCACAAGUGGAGAGGGCUAGCAGGUCACUCCAGGCUGGUUUCUGGGGGCCUCACGGAAAGCAGAGGGCAACAAAGAAAA
Molecule: messenger RNA, 4129 nt
Organism: Cygnus olor (mute swan)
Lineage: Eukaryota; Metazoa; Chordata; Aves; Anseriformes; Anatidae
Exons: 4
Coding region: 1-666 (221 amino acids)
Molecular function (GO): peptide antigen binding
Source: RefSeq, a predicted model, not a curated record